This is a messenger RNA of Ictalurus punctatus (channel catfish), 1312 nucleotides long. It is a transcript of the gene rgn, whose product is annotated as regucalcin. Gene Ontology annotation, biological process: L-ascorbic acid biosynthetic process. The record is from RefSeq and is marked provisional. Gene Ontology annotation, molecular function: calcium ion binding; enzyme regulator activity; gluconolactonase activity. NCBI's taxonomy places the organism in Eukaryota, Metazoa, Chordata, Actinopteri, Siluriformes, Ictaluridae.
CAGUCAGCGACAGAGACAUUUUGGCAUCGAUUGGACAAAAAGGAACAGGCUUUUCACUUUGGAAGAGGCUAUGGGGACUCUCAAAGUUGAGUGUGUGGUGAAGGAGCAGAAUGAGAUCGGAGAAGGUCCGGUCUGGGAGGAGAAAGAUGCCACUCUGUUGUAUGUCGACAUCUAUGGCCCGAAGAUCAGCAGAUGGAACUCACUGACCAAUCAGAUAGAGAGUAUGCACACAGAGACGUAUGUGGGCUGCGUGGUUCCACGGAGGUCAGGAGGGUACGUGAUCGGAGAGGGAACACGCUUCGCGGCUGUGGACUGGGAGAAGCGUGCCAUCACAACCAUCGCUAACGUGGACACGGAAAAGAGCAACACCCGCUUUAAUGAUGGGAAGGUGGAUCCGGCCGGCAGGUUUUUCGCAGGCACCAUGGCGGUUGAGGUGCGUCCAGCUGAGCUGGAGAGGAAACAGGGCUCUCUGUACAGUCUACACCCCGAUCACUCUGUCGUCACACACUUCGAUCAGGUGGACCUCUCCAACGGGUUGGACUGGUCUACGGAUCAUCGCUUCUUCUACUAUGUAGACAGUCUGACGUACAUGGUGGAGGCCUUUGAUUAUGAUAUACACACUGGAGGAUUAGCUAAUCGCAGAAUGGUGUACAGGCUUGAGAAAGAUGAAGGCAUUCCUGAUGGCAUGUGCAUUGAUGCCGAAGGUAAAAUAUGGCUUGCCUGCUACAACGGAGGCAGAGUGGUGCGCAUCGACCCUCAGACAGGGACCAGGCUGCAGACAGUGAAGCUGCCUGUCGCUAAAAUCACCUCAUGCUGUUUCGGAGGGAAAGACUACACUGAUCUAUACGUCACCUCCGCUUAUAAAGGCAUGGAUGAGGAAUCGCUCGCCAAACAGCCCCAAGCUGGCUGCAUUUUUAAGGUCACUGGUUUAGGAGUAAAGGGAAUUCCUCCGUAUUCAUUCUCCGGCUGAAGCUCCAGAGCACCUCUGGACAUAGUGAAUUACAUGAAGACUGUGCUAAUUAUGUUCGCUUAACACUUCAGCAACUGACAUAUUGAUCUAAUAAUGAACUAAAUUCAAUAGACUUGACAUGAAUUAAACAGCAUUUUUGUCCAGCUAGAACACGAUAUCCAAAGUCAUCCUAUUUCAGUUAGUACCUUCAAAGGGAAUUAAAGCCUUCAUGACUGAAUCAGUUGGCAAAAACGCUUGAGUUGAGUUUGUGAUCAGUGAUAAUAAGAAUAGAAUAAUAAUCAGUGAAUGUAAUGAUAAUUAGCAUGUUGACGGUUAUGUUGAUUAAAACAUCCUGAUACCUCA